CAUGAAUUUAUUAAUAAGGGGUUACCCAUUUCGGCAUGGUGGAUCGAGAGCGAGAAUGGCCCAGUUUUCUCUCUCCCCUCUCUCCUGUCCCUGUGCACCUCCUCCUCUUCCACUUCGCCGCCCUUUCUUUCUCUCUCCUCACCGAGCCGCCGCCACCGACGCCGUUUGCACGUCCACUUCCUCCUCCGUUUCCAAUUACGCGCCCAAAGUCGUCGUCACCAGAGAGCGCGGCAAGAACGCCAAGCUUAUCGCUGCUCUGGUUAAACAUGAAAUCAAUUGUUUGGAGCUUCCACUCAUUGAGCACACGCGGGGACCUGAUUUAGACAGGCUUCCUUCUGUAUUAGGUGACAAUGCAUUUGAUUGGGUUGUCAUAACUUCUCCUGAGGCAGGUUCAGUCUUUCUAGAGGCAUGGAGAGCUUCCGGGAUGCCUCAUGUCAAAAUAGGUGUUGUUGGGGCUGGUACUGUAAGUAUUUUCAAGGAAGCUUUGCAGUCUUCAAACCAAUCCCUUGACAUUGCCUUCGUGCCAUCAAGAGCAACAGGAAAGGUUUUUGCUACAGAGCUUCCUAAGAUUGGAAAUAAAUGCACUGUUCUGUAUCCUGCUUCUGCAAAGGCUAGCAAUGAGAUUGAGGAAGGACUUUCAAAUCGUGGAUUUGAGGUUACUAGGAUGAAUACAUAUACAACGGUGCCGGUUCAACACGUUGACCAAAUGGUUCUAAAGCUAGCACUUGCUGCCCCUGUUGUUACAGUAGCUUCACCAUCUUCUAUACGUGCCUGGAAGAAUCUUCUUUCAGAUUCAGAGUGGAACAAUUCUGUUGCAUGCAUUGGUGAGACAACUGCUACAAUGGCAAGAAGUUUAGGAUUCGCAAAUGUGUACCACCCAAAACAACCAGGCAUCGAAGGCUGGGUAGAAAGUAUUCUUGAAGCAUUAGGUUCCUAUGAUGAAUUAUUGAGGUAGAUCUCAGCCUUUCGUAGCAACCUGGAGAUGUUUUCAACUGUGUUCUCAUGCUGCAAGGUUAAUAUAAGGAUUUGGCAUCAGUGGAUGGAUAUACUGUCCCUGUUCAGUAGUAUAUUUAAGGACAAAUAACUUCAAUAAGAAGAGUGUAAUGUAUAUUAGGAAAUAAAGUACACUUAUAGUCAUUGAUUAAAAAAAUCAUUAGUUUAGAUUGUAAUUAAUUUCAAAGUUUGUUCAACAUUCACUUGUUUAUUUAAUCACAAAUUCUAACAAUUAAUUUUUAAUUAAUGACUAUAAAUGAACUUUAUCUAGCGCACUCUUUCACUUAAAAACUGGAUCCUUUUAGGAAUACCAGAGAGGCUAUCACGAGAUAGUGGUAAAUAGUUUCCAUCAUGUAAAUAUCAAUGCCAAAUUUUCUUCUAUUACUACAUUGAGCACUCAAUUUGUCGCUAAACACUAUGGAUUUCCUUGAUUUGAAAAAAGGAUUAUUUGCA
Messenger RNA from Cajanus cajan (pigeon pea), 1446 nucleotides. It is a transcript of the gene HEMD, whose product is annotated as uroporphyrinogen-III synthase family protein. Gene Ontology annotation, cellular component: chloroplast. NCBI's taxonomy places the organism in Eukaryota, Viridiplantae, Streptophyta, Magnoliopsida, Fabales, Fabaceae. The record is from RefSeq and is a predicted model, not a curated record. Gene Ontology annotation, molecular function: uroporphyrinogen-III synthase activity. Gene Ontology annotation, biological process: uroporphyrinogen III biosynthetic process.